Messenger RNA from Dioszegia hungarica, 750 nucleotides. RefSeq lists its product as uncharacterized. The record is from RefSeq and is a predicted model, not a curated record. NCBI's taxonomy places the organism in Eukaryota, Fungi, Basidiomycota, Tremellomycetes, Tremellales, Bulleribasidiaceae. The transcript has 3 exons. Bases 1 to 750 code for a protein of 249 amino acids.
AUGGCGAGCUCACAGCCUAUACCGACUGGCGAUGAGGUGGAUAUCUCUCUGCGGUCAGAGGACGGGAAGGUCUUCAAAAUCAAGGCAUAUCAUCUCAAGUCUGGAAGCACCGUCUUUCGCGACAUGCUCUCACUCCCCACACCCGUCAAUGUCAACUCGAUUCGGAACCCUCCCUCCCCAUCGACAAGCUCAACAGAAAAUGCUAUCGACAUCCCGGCCGACUCGGGCACCCUCCGCAUAUUUAUCCAGCUCCUCGAGCAGGGAGCUGUCGAAAGAAUAUCACUCUUUCGCUCCCCCUUUCCCGUUCCAGGACGCCGUCCGCGACGCACUGACUCUCCUGGCGCGCCCAACCCCGAAGCCAAGCCCAUCGAGGAGCUCACCACCCUGAUGGAUUUCUUACUCCGGUUCGAUUGCUCUCAAGCGAUACAAGAGCGGGCGAUGCACAUCAAUCAUCACGUCCUAUACCAGGACCCAUGGGCGGGAUUCGUCAUCGCGGCGAAGGGGAACCAUAUGAAUCACGCCAGGGAGGCCAUAGGCCAUUUCCACGAGGUCAAAGGUCCGGCGACCGUCGAUCCGGGGAGGAUGAGUUUGGGGGCUAUCAAAUCCAUCCCUAUCGAGUGGUUUGCAGGGUAUCUGAGGGCGGUUGGUGCUCAAAAGGCGGCAUUGGAGUCACCAAUAAUACCGACUGACGAUCCGGCGAGAGCGGAUUUCUGGGAGAAUGUAUCGGAGAUCUUCGAUGUUGCUCAAUAA